Messenger RNA from Lolium rigidum, 1601 nucleotides. Its product is annotated as lipid phosphate phosphatase 2-like. The transcript is spliced from 9 exons. Gene Ontology annotation, biological process: phospholipid metabolic process. The record is from RefSeq and is a predicted model, not a curated record. NCBI's taxonomy places the organism in Eukaryota, Viridiplantae, Streptophyta, Magnoliopsida, Poales, Poaceae. The coding region runs from base 282 to 1211 and encodes 309 amino acids. Gene Ontology annotation, molecular function: phosphatidate phosphatase activity.
AACAUGCGGCUGCGACUGGUGUUUGGAAUUGCCUCGACUUCCUCCUGUUUCUCACUCUGGCUAGCGUCUCACUCUAGUCCUCACUCCCAUCCCAUCCCCUCCCGGCCUUCUUUCCAUCUGUGUAUCACCGAGCGUGAUAAUGCGAUCUAUGCCUAACACCGGCGGCUAGAAACCUCAGGAUUCCAGACCACGGGGCGGAGGAGGCGCCGAUCUGUGGCGGCGCCGGGCGUGAGCUCGAGGAGCCGUUGGUUUCUCACCGCAGGGCGAAUAAACCUGUGAGAAUGGCUGAUAUUCAAUUAGGCUGCCACACUGUGAGGUCCCAUGGUGCCAAACUGGCAAGACUCCACAUGUAUGACUGGAUAAUACUACUCUUACUUGCUGUUCUUGAUGGACUGUUAAACAUAAUUGAGCCUUUUCACCGGUUUGUUGGACGUGACAUGAUGACAGACUUGAGUUAUCCCCUAAAGGGCAAUACUAUUCCAUUUUGGGCUGUUCCACUCAUUGCGAUUCUGCUACCCUGGGCCAUCUUUGUUGGAAUUUACUUCAAAAAGAAAAAUGUCUAUGAUUUACACCAUGGCAUCCUUGGCAUUCUAUAUUCGGUGCUUAUAACUGCUGUGAUUACUGAUGCAAUUAAAGAUGGUGUUGGUCGCCCUCGCCCAGAUUUCUUCUGGCGCUGUUUCCCUGAUGGAAAACCUAAUUAUGAUAAUAUAACUACUGAUGUCAUAUGCCAUGGAGAAAAAAGCAUCAUCAAGGAAGGUCACAAAAGUUUCCCAAGCGGGCAUUCAUCAUGGUCUUUUGCUGGUCUAGGUUUUCUUACAUGGUACUUAGCUGGGAAGCUUGCAGCUUUUGAUCGCAAGGGUCAUAUUGCAAAAUUAUGCAUGGUGUUUCUGCCUCUACUUGUUGCAUCACUCGUGGCAGUUUCUCGAGUUGAUGAUUACUGGCAUCAUUGGCAAGACGUAUUUGCAGGCAGCAUCAUAGGUCUUACCGUUUCUUCCUUUUGUUACCUGCAGUUUUUCCCAUAUCCAUUUGAUGCUGAUGGUAUAUGGCCUCAUGCGUAUUUCCAACAGCUAGCUGAGACCCAAAGCAACGGCAUUGCAAACUCAUAUGACACGAGACCAACAGCAAUUGAACCCAUUGAUGAAGGCUAUGACGCCAUUGCUCUGAGAGAUAGCAGCCUCAUCUUAGACACCAUGGAGUCUGGCAGGAGAUAAUAAAAUAUGUGAUGGCGCCAAGUAUUCCAAGCUGCCUAUUCUCCCGUCUUUGAAUCCUGACAGCAAGACUAGCUGUGCGAAGUAGAGUUGUCUCUGCAACCUUCGUGUGAUUGCUGUCAUUCACAGUUUCUUGUCAAUGGCCACUUCCCAUUUUUAUUCUGACAUAACUUGUUGCGAAUGUGUUGCUGUGAAUUACAUGGUGCAAGCUUGCAUCUUUCAAUAAUUCUGUGUAUAGGUUGAGUUCGGAUUAUUCGUAUAGGCUAGUGAAUGUUUGACUUAUUCCUGCUCAGUCUUGUGCUAUUAAGUAAAUAUGUGUCUGCAAAUCGGGAAUCAGUGAAGUAUGUAAAUGUGUCUGGAACUCAGGAAUCAAUGAAGUAUGUCAUGAUUUUA